Messenger RNA from Cyphellophora attinorum, 705 nucleotides. Its product is annotated as Suppressor of disruption of TFIIS. The record is from RefSeq and is a predicted model, not a curated record. Gene Ontology annotation, molecular function: nucleotidase activity. Gene Ontology annotation, biological process: pyrimidine nucleobase metabolic process; nucleotide catabolic process. NCBI's taxonomy places the organism in Eukaryota, Fungi, Ascomycota, Eurotiomycetes, Chaetothyriales, Cyphellophoraceae. The coding region runs from base 1 to 705 and encodes 234 amino acids. The transcript has a single exon.
AUGGGAUCAAUACCACCCCGAGACGACCGUCCGGUCUUCUUCUUCGAUAUAGACAACUGCCUAUACGCAAAGUCCACGAAAGUACACGACCACAUGGCCCGCUUGAUCAACGAAUUCACAAUCAAACACCUCAGUCUCUCGCCCGAAGACGGAUACGCACUCCACCGAAAGUACUACAAGGACUACGGCCUAGCAAUCGAAGGUCUAUCACGACACCACAAGAUCGACCCACUAGUCUUCAACCGCGAGGUGGACGACGCAUUACCCCUAGACGAUCUGCUAAAGCCAGAUCCAGAGGUCCGAAAAGUCCUCGAGAGCUUCGACAAGACGAAAGUGAAAAUGUGGCUAUUCACCAACGCGCACAUCACCCAUGGCCAACGGGUAGUCAGACUUCUCGGUGUGGAGGAUCUGUUCGAGGGUAUCACCUACUGCGACUAUGCUCAGAAACCACUCGUGCCGAAGCCUUUGCCUGCCAUGUUUGAGAAGGCGGAGAAGGAAGCGAGCACGAAAGAUUACGACAACAUUUACUUUGUAGACGACUCAUGGCUGAAUUGCCGAGACGCGUACAAGCGAGGGUGGAAAAACACCGUGCAUCUUGUUGAGCCACAGGUUCCGGAUCCGGAGGAGAAGGCUUGUGAGCAUCAAAUCAGCCGGUUAGGACAGUUGCUGGAGCUCUUCCCGCAACUGAUCAAGGCGAGGUCAUGA